Messenger RNA from Marasmius oreades (fairy-ring Marasmius), 1413 nucleotides. RefSeq lists its product as uncharacterized. The record is from RefSeq and is a predicted model, not a curated record. Gene Ontology annotation, molecular function: DNA-binding transcription factor activity, RNA polymerase II-specific; RNA polymerase II cis-regulatory region sequence-specific DNA binding. Gene Ontology annotation, biological process: anatomical structure morphogenesis; cell differentiation; regulation of transcription by RNA polymerase II. The transcript is spliced from 2 exons. The coding region runs from base 1 to 1413 and encodes 470 amino acids. NCBI's taxonomy places the organism in Eukaryota, Fungi, Basidiomycota, Agaricomycetes, Agaricales, Marasmiaceae.
AUGCCUGCAGAGCGCUCUAAUGGCAAGGUUAAGCGUCCACCAAACGCGUGGAUCCUUUUUCGUUCAGAUAUCGCUCGUGCACUCGCUCAAGAGGAGGAACUUCACCCAGAGUUGCCUCGUAGAACGCAGGCGCAGAUUUCCAAAGAGAUUUCAUAUUUAUGGAGCAUUCUAGAUCCUGAACGUAAGGCAGAAUACGAACGUCGUGCCGAAGCUAAGAAACACGAACACACUAUGCUCUAUCCUGACUAUCGAUUUCAACCUAUGAAGAAGGAGGAGAAGGAACGCCAGAAGCAGUUGAAGAAGCAGAGAGAUAGAGAAGAACGCUAUAGGCAACGUGCAACGGAAGCAGUGGCCUCAAGUUCUCGAGCUCAGUCGGUCAACCCAUCGCCCAUUCCUCCAGCAAUACCUCUUCCCACUGCGGCACUUCUUCUCAACCAUUCAACCCCUCCUCCAACCUCUCUACUUUCCCAACUCACUUCACAACUUCAUCUACCCUUAUCCUCUUCCCAGUCACCUCGUGAUUCUGACGCUGACCCUGGGCCUUCCCCUCCUCUUUGCGCAGCUGAUUCACCCUGCGAUACCACAACUUCCGGUGGAGACAGCCGGCAGGCCUUGACCCUCCAACUAUCUCCCCUCGAAUUGCCUCCUGCUGGAACCCAGAACGCGAAUGAAAUCACCCAACCACUAAUGUCUCCUCGACUGAAUACUUCAUGGACGCUUCCGUCCGAAGGAGACAGCACUGCAUUGAAUAUUAUGUCUGAACCUGCUCCUACGUUAUGGGAAGACUCCUCCGAACGAUUGUCGUCUCAGCCGGGUUACUUAACCCUUGACAUUCCUCCUCCUCAGAAUUCAUGGAAUGCCGAUGGUGUAGCGAUGUUUGACGAAUCCCUGCAGGCUCUCCUCACCAGCUCCGGUGAUCCGUCCAUCUUUCACCUGAACAAUGUCAACCCCGAUAUGUUGGACAUGGGUGCAACACUCGAUAUCUCUGUCGGAGAUGUCAACAUCGAUUUGAGCAUGUUUUCCUAUGCUGAAUGGGCAGACGUGUUGACAGAGUACAUGCCAAACGAUAACUUCCAUACUGGAAUUGACGAUAACACCGUCGCCCUCAACGAUAUGCGUACGCCUUCGAAUCCCCUUUCUUCGCACUCUACAGAAUACGAAGAUGACUUAAGCCGGUACAUCGACUUGGACGGCGCUGCAUCUAGCCAUCAACCAUCUCUGAUUCCCGCGGAACUUCAGUCACCUCCCCCUCAAACUCAUUCGCCCGCCUCAGAGACCCUUGAAGUUCCUUCAUCGCGAUCAACAUACGCCCCUCCUGUUCAUUCGAGUCAAAGAAGACCAGGCGGAACAUGGAAGCCACCUGCCACCUUUGGAGAAGUCACCGUUCAGCCUUGGAAAGUGCGGGCGAACUGA